This is a messenger RNA of Trichobilharzia regenti, 3153 nucleotides long. NCBI's taxonomy places the organism in Eukaryota, Metazoa, Platyhelminthes, Trematoda, Strigeidida, Schistosomatidae. The record is from the annotation of a GenBank genome assembly.
AUGCAACAAAGGCAUGGAGUUAUGGGAGGUCAAACCUACUUUUUGGCACACUCAAUUAUUUCUGUUCUAAUCAGUUCUCAUUCAGCUCUGGUGCUAAAAGUUUCUGAAUUGUUAAUUUUAUUUGGAAGGUCAAAUUCAGAUGCCAGUUGUAAAGUAAAACGUCGGGUGCGUUUCCCAGAGGAUGAUGCACUAAUAUCAGACUAUUUGGAGCCGUUUCGACUAGUCCCAGAUAAUUGUUCAAGUGAAGAGUUGUUAGCAGCCUAUUUAUCCUCUUGUUAUCAAUAUAAAGUUGCGCCUAUUGAAUUUCUAUUGGAACAAUUAAAGGGUAUCGAUUUAUCGAUUUGCAAUGAACGCUACAGUCGUCUCAGUUUAAGAGGUAUUCGAUUGAAUCGAUUUCAUAUUGAAACUAUGGAGGAGAUAUUUCGACGUGUGCAUUUCAGAGAAAUAGAUUUAGAACAUACAUUUUUAGAUGAACAGUCUGCAUCAUCCUUGUUCGAUAUGCUGUUGCAUUAUGAAAGUUGUACAGAUUUGGGGAUUAGCUUAAAUUUGGAUAGAGCCGUUACUAGUCAAGCAUGGAAUCGGCUUGUUACUUACAUUAGAAAAUCAUUUGCAUUGCGUCAUUUCACUUUAAGUCAUACACCGUUGGAUAUUGGAAAUUUUCUUGGUUUAAGCUUUUAUGGUCUUUGCGUGGAGCGUUUGUCCUUUAUUGAUUGUAGUCUCUCUGGACCAGGUUUAUUUGGCUUAGCUCAAUGGUUACGUGUCUUAUUGAGUUCAUCAAGUCUACAUCCACCUGUACGUGAUAGAUCAACUAGUUCUGGUGGUGGAAUGCAUAAAUAUCGUGGAUGGAAGCAUCGAAUGCAUUCACAUUCUGUGUUUUUCCCUUUACCUAAUAAAAAUACAACACCACCAACAACAACAUCAAGUACUACUACUACAACUACAGCUAAUAAUAGUACUGGAGCUACUUCUGACACUGCCUCCAUUACUUCUCCUGCUUCUGCUGUCGUUGCUGCUACUGCUAGGACAAAGAUCACCGGUGAUGUACAUAAACCAUCUGUAUGGGAAUUAAAAUUAUGCUUAACAAAUAAUAAAUUAAUAGCAACCGAUGCUGAAACAUUAGUACCGUUAAUACGUCAUCAGUUACUUGUUCCUGUAAUACCUCAAACAAAACUUAACAUCAUAUCGAAUAAUACCAAUCAUGACGAUUCAUCAGAUAAAUUAAUAAAUGAUUCGUGUAAAAAAAUUCCAAAACUUCAGAAAUCUAAUUCUUUAUCAUCGCCGUCAUCAUUAUCCUCAUCAUCAUCAUUAACGCCAGGCAAUAAUCUUCCGGUUGGUGGAAUUGGCUACCUACAUGAACUGGAUUUAUCUCAUAAUAAUCUUGGUGAUGAUGGAUUAGGCAUUCUAUGCACUGGGCUACUUCAAGCUUAUCGAAAUCGUUUACGUGAUCGUUCCGCUACACCGAACAAUCAAGAGUCUAUUGAAAAAGCAGUAUCAUGCUCCUCCUCGUUAAGCGAAUCACUGAAUGAAUCAGAACUUCAGGAGACAAAACCAGAAACAGCUGACACAAACAUUCCACUAAUGAAAGUUCGUGGAUUGGAACGUUUAUCCCUUGUCAAUAAUAAUCUAGGCAUACAUGGUAUGCAAUCACUGGCGUUAGUUUUAAUGCAAACACCAGAAUCUUUGGUGUCAUUAAUCGGCGGUUUAGUCAGUUUAGACUUAAGCUGUAAUAUGAAUAUUGGUGAUAAAGGUGUUGAAAUUCUAAGUGAAGGUUUAAUCCGAAAUCAUAGCUUGAAAGAAUUAUAUCUUCGAUCAAUUCGUAUGUCGUUUCCAGGCAUAUUUGCUCUGUCCAGUUUCCUUACUGAAUCUAAAUGUUUAAAACACUUGGAUAUACGUAAUAAUGACUUAGAUUUAGCCUCUUUAAUGGCCUUAUCAAAAACGCUGUACAUUAAUAGAACAUUGACAAGUCUAUUUACAGAUGCACGUCGUCCGCUGACCAGAGAACUGUAUAUAGCCGAUAAGGACAAAGAAUUAUUUGACUCUUUAGUUAAAAAUAUUGAAGCCAAUCUGAGACGGAAUCGUCUUGAACCAGAACCGCAUAAUAACGACAAUAAUAAUAAUAAUAAUAAUAAUAAUAGUAAUAAUAAUAAUAGCAAUAACAAUGAGACCAGUAAUGAUCAGAAUAUUAACAGCAGUAAUAACAGUAGUGGUAAAGAUGUUGCAUAUACAAACACUGAUACAACAACAUCCAUUAAUAAUAAUAGUAAUAAUGAUAAUCCAACUGUAGAUGUUGUCAAUCAAUCUGUCUCAUCACAACAGUCUGAUUCAGUCAUUACGAAUAUCUCCAGUCCAGUCGAUGACGAUAGUAAUAAUAAUGAUCAUCAAUCCAUAAUGAAUAAUCAUGAUGUAUUACCAGUGGAGAAGACAGAAUAUUCAGAAGAGAUGUUAAUAGCAACAGACGAUAUUACUCCAGUUCAUGAGAGUGAUAAUAAUAAUAAUAAUAAUAACAACAGCAACAAUAUCUCAGAUGAUGUAUGUAAAGUGAAUGAUGAGAAUGAAAGUGUUGAAGGAAUGCUGAAUGACCAUCUGAAGUAUCCAAUGAAUUCCAUUGAUGGCGAUAAUGAUCCGUUAUAUGAAUUAACUGAUCAUUUCAUGAACUCUAAACCAUCACCACCACCACCAACAACAACAACAGAAUCAACAGCAGAGUAUGCUGAUAUAACAAAUGUCAAUGAUAGAAUUUUAAAAUUAUCCGUUGAUGAAUUAACUGAAGACGGGGAUGAAGAGGAUAAAUUAAUAACCAUUCCUUUAUCUAAUGAUACUUCUAAUAGUAUUAUACCAAAUAUACAAACUGAUAAUCAAUAUGAAUUAUCGAACAAUUCAAAUGAUGCUGAUUUGUUCAAUUUAAAAUCCGCGGGAAAUUUAUUUCCUGUUGAUACAGUAAAACAAAAUUAUAACAAUAUAAAUAAUUCUAUUGAUCCUAGUGUUCAUAUAAAUAAUGAUAACUCAAAUGAAGGCAUUUAUCAUAAAAAUGUUAAUAAACAAAAGUUAAAGAAAAAUAAACGAAACACAGUUGAACUCUUGCUUCUUUUUUUUCUAAACCCUGUAUACUGUCCUCCUAUCGGCUGUGAUUACCUUUGCAUUCAGUGUAAAUGA